Messenger RNA from Oikopleura dioica, 3051 nucleotides. NCBI's taxonomy places the organism in Eukaryota, Metazoa, Chordata, Appendicularia, Copelata, Oikopleuridae. The record is from the annotation of a GenBank genome assembly.
AUGAUGGAAAACCGCUACAAAAUUCAUAAUGAAAAUGUUGGGAUCAGUUUUACGAAUGGAAAGCUCUUGACCUGGGGAGAGAGUCUUGUCAAAGCUUGGCCGAAAGGGUUGGAAGAAGAAUGUGAGGAGUUAGACUGUUUCGGUGAUGUCAGAUGCGCAGUAUCGGCAAAACAUGGCGAUAAAAUUCUAGUGCACGUGACUUCCGAAAACGUCGAUACAGAAAGCUACGAGUGGCCCUCCCUUCUCGAAGACAAAAACUACACCCUCUUCCGAUUCACCUGCGACAUCGGCUGCAUCGCGACUCUCGAGAGUCAAGCAAUCGCCGGCGCUGGCGACUUCAAAAUAAAACACAAAGACACACAAGCCGACAAAGAGACAAUCCUAGAAGGUCAUGAAGCCCCGAUCCUCAGUGUUUCCCUCGAUCCCCGCCGGGAACUCGCUGCUUCGAGCUCCUGCGACGGCUUCUUCAAAAUCUGGGAUCUUUCUUCGUCGCAGUCGAUUUUCGAGCAAAAAUUGUUCAUAAGAUGCAGCGAUAUUGAACAUGCCAAAUGUCCGGCGACGGUGGAAUUUCAGCCAGAAAGUGGAGAGCUCAUCGCAGUUUUGGUCGAAAAUGGAGCGCAGGUUUUCAACCGCUCUGAUAGAACUUUGCUUCAUGAGAUAAGCGACGGAAAUGAAGCUACAAAGACUCUUGCUUGGUCAAAAUGCGGACAUGUUCUAGCAAUUGCUUGGAUCACAACAGUUUCUUUCUACGACUCAAACAGUUUUGCGAAAAUUCACGAAAUUGAAAUAGAAGAUAACUCGUCAAUUUCAUCCCUCUGUUUCACCGAUAAAAAAGUCCUCAUUGGAGAAACGUCUGGUUUCUUGAUGGCUGUACAUGUCAGCGAUUUCAUCACUAAAGAAAUGAAAAAGAAGUCACCAGCUGCCGCGAUGAAAAUGUCCUCGGAAAGCUCAGUCGCCAUGUCUGAUCGAUCAGAUUCUGACGAUCGAAAGAGGAACCAGUUCGUUGACGAUGAAGCGGAUGAUGAGGACGCUGACGACGAUGUGGACGAUUUGGAAGCGCUCUGGGAAGAAGAUGCUCGCUCGGAGCCAGAAAAUGACGACGGAAACGACGAUGCACCAAAUUGGAAUUAUGACGAAGACUCCAACAACGCAAUCAGCCUCAACGCGAUCAAAGAAAGUGUCCUACUGGAAAAGCCAAAAGAUGAUUCAGACGCAGAAGCUGAUCCUGACGGUCCAGCGGGGCCGUUCUACGACGGUUUACAGCCGUCAAAGCUGCAGAAAGCCUUUCAGCCCGGAGAGACGCCGACUUACAACGCGACGAGGUAUCUUUGCUGGAACGCGACAGGGGUCAUCAAAGGAGUCGUCGACGAGCAGAGAGGAAUUUCGUCGAUCAUCGUCGAUUUCCAUGACUCAACGCUCCACCAUUCGAUACAAAUUGCCAACCAAAAUGAGUUCGUUCUCGGUGAUUUGUCUGAAAGAGCGAUUGUGCUGGCUUCAAAAGGCGAAUCAGAAGGAAUCGAGAAGAAAAAGUCCGUCGUCAAAGUGAUGAAUUUCAAAUCCUGGUGGGACAAGAACCGAGAAUGGCAAAUCGAGUUGCCAAGAAAAGAAAUUGCAGAGUGUGUUUGUACAUCUGAAGAUUCUGUCGCGGUCGCUACUUCAGUACGAUAUCUUCGCGUCUUUUCGCAUGGCGGGGCACAGUUAAGGUUGAUCUCGAUCCCCGGUCAGAUCGUCACGAUCGCAGCAAAUCUCGAGCAACUGUUCUAUGUUUACCAUCGCGGACAAGGAUUCGAAGGAGAGCAAUACAUGGCUUGUGGAAUAAUAACCAUCAAAAAGAGUUUCAAGAAAAAGCGCCAGCCGCUGCCAGUUCCGACUGAGAUCUGCCUCUCUUCGGGCGCUCGACUUUCUUGGGCCGGUUUUACGGACGAAGGAACUCCUGCGAUUUACGAUUCAAAAGGUGUCGUCAGAAUUGUGUCGUGGAUUACGAAUAAAUGGAUUCCUGUGGCGAACAUGACUACGAUCAAAAAGAAUUUCAAGACGGUCGAUUGGUGGUACGUGAUUUCGGUCAACGAAGGAAACAAAGAAAUCGCAGCUGUUCAUUGCCACAACUCGACUUAUCCAGAAACACAUCCAAGACCUGAAGUUCAAACGCUGAGAAUGAACAUGCCGCUUGUUAAUCCAAAGACGGAUAUAGCCGUUCAAGAAGCUGAUUUGAUAAUGAAUGAAAACGUAACUGGAACGAUUUACUCUCUCCAAUCUCGAGGAUACAAGUCGGACGAAACGAUGGAAGAACUCGUGCAGAAACAAAUCACUAAGGGCAUUUUGAAACUUUUGCUUGGUGCGAUCAUCCAGGACGCUGACGACCGCGGCUAUGAGAUUUGCAAAAUGCUCGAGAACCCGGCGCAAAUUCAAAUGGCGGUACGACUCGCCAACAAUAAGGGACGCGUGAAACUUGCUCAAAAGCUGAAUAAGCUUGCUCGUGAGCGAUCCGGCCUGGAUUCUUCUGAUGAAGAGGACGAAAUCAACCAAGUUAUUAAUCGAACUAAUCGGACAACAAUUCGCAGUGGAAGUAACAUGUCGGUCGGAAGUAGCCGCUCAUCAGGGUCUGGUCGAUCAGAAAACCUCUUCUCUCGACCAUCAGCUUCAACCUCUCGUCAGGCAGAGCGAGAAAAGGCUGCGGAGCAGCUUGUUCGUCGAAAAGCUCACAAUCCUUUUGCCCAAAAAACUGGCGGGGAAAACAAAGAAAACGAAACGAAAGUAAAGCUCGAUGAACUGCCGAAAAUGGAGGUUCAUCGAUCCAAACCAAAGACCUCGAGGGAGAAGUUCGCCAACUUCAGGAACAAGCAGAAAAAAUCCAACGCCGCUGCCAAGUCAACCAAGGUCCAAGGCAAGAUCAAUUUCGGCAAGAGAAAGGAUACCCCUGCCGAGCUUCCUGCCACAAAAAAGCUGAAAACCUCUUCUUCCACCCCUUCUGCCUCAAAAAAUACGAGUGGAUCAGCUGUGACAGCUUCUGUAAAUAUGGACGAUUUCGCAGCUGGCUCUGACUCGGAUUAG